AAGCUGAAGAUCUCAAACUGAUCGUAACUUUUCAUUAGAAUGUGAAUAUCUUCAUUGUCCGUGGUCUCUCAUACCCUCCACACCCUGGUAUUCCCGGAUAUUAGAACAUCCUUUCCUCUGAUGCAACCCUCGUGUUCGGGUGAACUUGAUGAUUUUCUUUGUGAGGGUUGUAUUGUGUUGACAGUGAUCCGGUGGAAGCGAUGAAGCUGAAAUUGCUGGAGUCCUACUUGGGCAGUGUGACCCAGUUCCCGUCUCCGAAGGUAGAAUUGGAACAGUAUCCUACAGGGCCGCAUAUUGCGUCGCGAAUGCUGUAUAUGGCAGAAAACAGCUUUGGUGAUAUAACGGGAAAAGUUGUGGCGGAUCUUGGCUGUGGGUGUGGCACACUCGGUAUCGCUGCUGCUUUGUUAGAUGCAGCACAGGUUGUAGGGGUGGAUGUGGAUGAAGACGCUUUGGCUCUCGCCCAGGAAAACUGCGAAGAACUUGAGGUAGAGAUGGAUUUGAUUCAAGCCAAUCUUUCUGAGUUACCUUUACAAGGUCUAGUCGUGGACACUGUCGUCAUGAACCCUCCUUUCGGAACGCGACGCAAAGGAGCUGACAUGGAGUUUUUGGCGGCUGCCCUUAAGGUUGCUGGAACAGCUGUCUACUCUUUGCACAAGUCUUCUACAAGAACGCACAUCAAGCGAGCAGCCGUGCGUGAUUUUGGAGCCAAAACUGCUGAUGUCAUGUGCGAGCUAAGAUACGAUUUACAAGCGUCGUACAAGUUCCACAAGCAGAAGGAGAAAGACAUCGCUGUUGACUUGUGGCGUUUCACAACAUCAUCAGUGUAAUCUGGAGGUAGAAAGUGCCGCACAAUCACUGAUGAUUUGAAACUUCUCCAUUGAAUCAUCUAGUGGAACAAUUCUCUUUCAAAAUUGCACUUGUGGCUAGCACAGCUCUCUAAUUCCCAAUGUGCAACAAGACGCCGUCUUUUAGACCCAUUGCUACCGAGUUAGUGUAAUACAGUGAAAUUUCAGUUCUUUGCCUUGUGGUGGUGCCCUUCAUCUCUGAAAGUGCUUCCCGCUUUACCUCCUGCACACGGUGUUGUAGCUGUUACAAAAGAGCAGGCAUACCACGAAACAUGUUGAGAAAAACGAAAAAAAAAGAAAAGUGUAGCGGCUCAUAGAAACCAGAUUGUGGAGGAUUCCAGUUUUAGAGCCUAUUGGAAUCCUAAAUUGUCAAUUGAGAACUUUUGAAAGUGGUAAUUAUUUAAAUCUUCUAAAGAUGUAUCCACUACUA
Physcomitrium patens is the source of this 1275-nucleotide messenger RNA. RefSeq lists its product as uncharacterized. Gene Ontology annotation, molecular function: rRNA (adenine-N6-)-methyltransferase activity; nucleic acid binding. Lineage: Eukaryota; Viridiplantae; Streptophyta; Bryopsida; Funariales; Funariaceae. The record is from RefSeq and is a predicted model, not a curated record. Gene Ontology annotation, biological process: rRNA methylation.